Messenger RNA from Dentiscutata erythropus, 205 nucleotides. The record is from the annotation of a GenBank genome assembly. NCBI's taxonomy places the organism in Eukaryota, Fungi, Glomeromycota, Glomeromycetes, Diversisporales, Gigasporaceae.
AACCUUCAUCUCUUCCAGAGAUUCUUUCAAGAUGAAAGUAUGUACUUCCCGCAUCGUCCUCUGCACCGUGAAAGUAGAAUUCGAUGAUGACCCGACAUUGAUAAUUCAAUGGAAUUCAGCUGUUCCUGGUUAUCGUACCAAUCACCCACCUUGUAAAUCCAUGUGUUUAGAACCUUUAUCUCUUUCAGAGAUUCUUUCAAGAUGA